Mesorhabditis spiculigera is the source of this 1839-nucleotide messenger RNA. Lineage: Eukaryota; Metazoa; Nematoda; Chromadorea; Rhabditida; Rhabditidae. The record is from the annotation of a GenBank genome assembly.
AUGGCAUCGAACUACGAUGACCAUCCUCUGGGGCUCCUCAGCGAACUGGCGAGACGCGAGCUCGUCCAUUUUCUCGAGAGCGUCCCCGGAAGAAAGGAGCUGGUCGUCGACAGUUCAUUGCUUCGUCCGCUUGAUCGAGUGGCGAGCAUGUCGCUUUUGAAAGAACACGAGGUUUUAGGUGUCUUACCUCUUCGGAAAAACGCAACGCUCCCGAAUACUUCUGACGUCAGCCGCUUGUACCUGACGCGCGCUUGCGUGGCGAUGACGAAGGAAAUUUGCAGGUUGAUACGCAGUGAUCCUGAAAAGAACAAGGCGAUAAUCUGGGUCGAUCGCCAGUUGGCAGCAUGUAGUCGCGAGCUCGAGUUACAAGGGGUGCUAGGCACGGUGAUAGAAUUCGAAUGGGCUCUUCCUUUCGUCCCCGUUGAGAGUGACCUCUUUUCGCUGGAGAUUCCGAUCGAAGUGACAGCAACGCGAACUGGUGACCUCUGGUCCGCCGCCAACGCCAUCUGGCAAUUCCAGUCUCUUUACGGCCAAAUUCCGACUAUUUAUGGUAUUGGUACUCGUGCAGACAAAGCCUGGAAAAUCUUGAAGCGACUCUACCAAGAAAAAGGCGAACCUCGCGCCAGCCCAGAUCAGCCAGUUUCGCAUCUUUUUGUCGUUGAUAGGUCUAUCGAUCGGGCUUCCAUCUAUUUAACGGCGCUCACCUACGAAUCGUUGCUGCACGAUCAUUUUGGGAUUUCUUGUGGAAAGGUCACCUUCGGGGCCGACGUCGAGGCAAAAACGCAGAAUCGAAGCAAGGAAAAGCCAGCUGAAGCUCCCGAAGCCCCGAAAAAGCCUAGACCCGUUCUGCUCGACAACAAUGAUGCCGUCUUCUCAGCGGUGCGCAACAACCACAUGUCGGCCGUCUUUCCCUUCCUGUCAGCAAAAGCCAAGGAGCUGCGCGGGUUCUACGAUCAAGGAGCCAAUUUCGACAAGGUCUCGGCGAUGAAGGACUACAUCUCCAACGAGUUGAAGCAGUACAAGCAGCAGCAUCGGCAGCUGGAGGUCCACAUUGCGGCUUGUGAGGUGGUUUUGGAGCGAACGGCGGCGGAGGGGACUUCAUCCCGGAUAGAGCUCGAGCACGCGCUCAUUGCCGGAGUGGCCGAUCUGGCUCAAGUGAUGGAUUAUGCGGAGAAUUGUAUUUUGAUGGACAAUUCCCCAUGGCAAGUUCUUCUCUUCGUCUGCCUCGCCUCCGUCACGAACAACGGGCUCCCCCCGAAGCUUUUCAACUCUUUUAAGGAUCAGUUCAUCGCGGCCUACGGUAUCGACUACAUUCCGCCGCUGCACUUUUUGGCGGAACGUGGCCUGAUUACGUUACGCUCCCCCUUGCAGACGGCCAAUAAUUUUGGGCAGUCAUUGGCGGGCGGACAUGGAAGCAAUGCCUCCCUUCCCUUCCUCAUCAAGCGGCUCUCCCUGGCCCCGAGCAGCGGCGACGAACGGAAGACCGGCUUUCAGAACCCGCAAAAGAUGAGCUACGUCUUCUCUGGCGCUUAUACUCCAGCCAUUUGCCAGGUGGUGGCCGACGUGAUGAUGCACGGGUUCAACAUCAACGAGCUGAAGAAGACGUUCAAUGGACAGGUAUUUGCCGAAGAGAACAGCUGCGUGCCCGCCGAGCGGAAGCCGGACAACCGGAUGCGGAAAGCGAUAAUGGUCUUCUUCUGUGGCGGCGUCACCUACGGCGAGGUCGCUGCUCUUCGACUGUUGGCCCAUCUGAACUCGUUCCGCAUCCUGAUCGCCACGACGAACAUCAUCCGCCGCGAGGACUAUCUGAAGGCCAUGUGCAAUGUCUCUUUGACCGAA